This is a messenger RNA of Lindgomyces ingoldianus, 1863 nucleotides long. Its product is annotated as TPR-like protein. The annotation marks the transcript as partial. The transcript has a single exon. NCBI's taxonomy places the organism in Eukaryota, Fungi, Ascomycota, Dothideomycetes, Pleosporales, Lindgomycetaceae. The record is from RefSeq and is a predicted model, not a curated record. Gene Ontology annotation, molecular function: protein binding.
AUGCAUAGACUAGUACACUUAUCAACCAGGACGUGGAUUAGUCAGAACGGCCGUGGAGAAGAGACAAGGAAGGUGGCAUUAAAACACCUCUUGAAAGUCUUUCCAUCCGACGAUUACACAAAUCGUGAGAUCUGGCGGGAAUACAUACCGCAUGUAGCACGUAUAAAGAGAGAUGAGCAAGUGGAACAAGGAGAAGAGAAGAGCGAACUCUGUCAGAAGGUUGGGCGAUGCCUAUACGUUGACGGAAGGAUACAGGAAGCUGUUAUAUGGCUUCAAGAGUGUUGUAAAUGGAGGGAGCUAAAUCUCACUAAAUAUGAUCCUAACCGGCUUCUCUCGCAGCAUAUUCUCGCCGGAGCAUAUCAAGCGAACGGACAGGUGAAGGAGGCGGUGGAGCUGCUGGAACGUGUUGUCGCGAUACAAGCAGAAGUGCUAAAAGAAGACCAUCCAUCUCAAGUGGCGUCCCAGCACGAGCUCGCCAGAGCAUAUCAAGCGAAUGGACAGGUGAAGGAGGCGGUGGAGCUGCUGGAGCGUGUUGUCGCGAUACGUACGCAAGUGCUUAAAGAAGACCAUCCCUCUCGACUAGUGUCGCAGCACGAGCUCGCCGGAGCAUAUCAAGCAAACGGGCAGGUGAAAGAGGCGGUGGAGUUGCUGGAGCGUGUUGUCGCGAUACGUACGGAAGUACUCAAAGAAGACCAUCCCUCUCGACUGGCGUCGCAGCACCAGCUCGCCAGAGCAUAUCAAGCGAACGGACAGGUGAAGGAGGCGGUGAAGCUGCUGGAGCGUGUUGUCGCGAUACAAGCAGAAGUACUUACAGAAGACCAUCCCUCUCGACUAGCGUCGCAGCACGAGCUCUCCAGAGCAUAUCAAGCAAACGGACAGGUGAAGGAGGCGGUGGAGUUGCUGGAGUGUGUUGUCGCGAUACAAGUGGAAGUGCUUAAAGAAGACCACCCCUCUCAACUAGCGUCGCAGCACAACCUCGCCGGAGCAUAUCAAGCAAACGGACAGGUGAAAGAGGCGGUGGAGCUGCUGGAGCGUGUUGUCGCAAUACGUACUAAAGUGCUUAAAGAAGACCAUCCUGAUCGACUAGCAUCGCAGCACGAGCUCGCCAGAGCAUAUCAAGCGAACGGUCAGGUGAAGGAGGCGGUGAGGCUACUCAAGCAUGUUGUCGCGAUACAAGCAGAAGUGCUCAAAGAAGACCAUCCCUCUCGACUGGCGUCGCAGCACAACCUCGCCGGAGCAUAUCAAGCGAACGGACAGGUGAAGGAGGCGGUGGAGCUGCUGGAGCGUGUUGUUGCAAUACAAGUAGAAGUGCUAAAAGAAGACCAUCCCUCUCAAUUAGCGUCGCAGCACGAUCUCGCCAGAGCAUAUCAAGCGAACGGACAGGUGAAGGAGGCGGUGGAGCUGCUGGAGCGUGUUGUCGCGAUACAUACAGAAGUGCUUAAAGAAGAUCAUCCCUCUCAACUAGCGUCGCAGCACAGCCUCGCCGGAGCAUAUCAAGCAAACGGGCAGGUGAAGGAGGCGGUGGAGUUGCUAGAGCGUGUUGUCGCGAUACGUACGGAAGUGCUUAAAGAAGACCAUCCCUCUCGACUAGCGUCGCAGCACGAGCUCGCCAGGGCAUAUCAAGCGAACGGACAGGUGAAGGAGGCGGUGAAGCUUCUGAAGCAUGUGGUCGCGAUACGUACACAAGUGCUUAAAGAAGACCAUCCCUCUCGACUAGUGUCGCAGCACAACCUCGCCAGAGCAUAUCAAGCAAACGGACAGGUGAAGGAGGCGGCGGAGCUGCUGGAUCGUGUUGUCACGAUACAAGCGGAACUACUCAAAGAAGACCAUCCCUCUCGGCUGGCGUCGCAGCGCGAGCUCGCC